This is a messenger RNA of Dovyalis caffra, 231 nucleotides long. Lineage: Eukaryota; Viridiplantae; Streptophyta; Magnoliopsida; Malpighiales; Salicaceae. The record is from the annotation of a GenBank genome assembly.
AUGGGUGAAGGUAUAUGGCUAGUGUGGAGUGAGAGAUGUGGGACCGGUAAGCGGUGGAGUUGGCGAGAGUUGGAGUGGAGCUACCGCCUUGUGUGUGAAGCCGACGGCAAGGCGAGUAGUGGGCAAGACCGGCGCAGGUGCUCGAUGAGAAGGAGUUACGACUAUGUUAAGCGGGCUCUAUGUGUGUGUGUGAUAAGGGAUAGUAGGUUGGAGAGGGUUGGCUUGGUAUAG